UGUAUGCGCUACUGUAUAGGGAGCCCCCUCUUUCGUGGUCUUCUUUUCUGUUCGGCGACGGCCGGCGGCUGAGCGAGCGGCGCCGCCCUUCGCCAGGUCUUCGUCGGAUCCUUCGCCGGCAACGAGCAUCCUCAGAUUGUCGCAGGAUCCAGGGCGCGUCCGCCGCGAUGGGCGGAGGUGCCUGGGUUGUUCGAUUGGCUUCCCUUCUUGCGCUUGGUUUGGUGCUCGGCUCGGUCGAGGCCAGCCUCGGGGAUAUUGAUCCGCGGUACAGAACUUGCGUGAAGGAGUGUCAAACUACAGGCAUUAUUGGGGAGAAUAUCAUCAGCCACUGCCAGAACAAAGAGAAUGACACAUCUGUUGGAGGUUCUUGGUACAACCAGGAGCAAAUCUACAUUCAGUGGAAACAGCUGAGCUGUCGGACAGACUGUCGUUACUUUUGCAUGAUGCAGAGAGAAGGUGAACGCCAGUCGCUUGGUCUGAACCCUGUUAAAUAUCAUGGAAAAUGGCCGUUCUUACGUAUUUCUGUCUUCCAGGAACCUCUUUCAGCUGCACUAUCUGCCAUCAACCUAUUGAUGCAUUUCACUGGCUGGCUUUCAUUUUUCCUUCUAGUGAAGUACAAAUUGCCCCUUAGACCCCAGACCAAGAGAACUUAUUAUGAAUACACUAGCUUAUGGCAUAUCUAUGCAAUCUUAUCAAUGAAUGCAUGGUUCUGGAGCUCUAUCUUCCACACUAGAGAUAUCGACUUGACUGAGAAACUGGACUACUCUUCAGCUGUUGCCCUGCUUGGGUACUCUUUAAUCCUUUCACUGCUAAGGGCUUUCAAUGUCAAGGAUGAGGCUACCAGGGUGAUGUUUGCAGCCCCUAUUUUGGCGUUUGUUACAACACACAUCCUGUAUCUUAACUUCUACGAGCUUGACUAUGGGUGGAACAUGAAAGUUUGUGUGGUGAUGGCUGUGGUUCAACUUCUGACAUGGGCAAUCUGGGCUGGUGUAACCCGACAUCCAUCACGACUCAAACUUUGGACAGUUGUUUUUGGUGGAGCGCUGGCUAUGCUUCUUGAGCUCUACGACUUUCCGCCGUACAUGGGCUAUGCUGAUGCCCACUCACUAUGGCAUGCGAGUACCAUUCCACUCACAUAUCUCUGGUGGAGCUUCAUUAAGGAUGAUGCUGAAUUCCGUACCUCAACUCUUAUCAAGAAGGCGAAGUAGGCAAAGUGCCAGGAUUGUUAACAUUGGAUCUCUGAGGAUCAGAUUUCAUGGUCAAUUCAAGGGACAUUAGUGUUAUCGGACAUCACGAAACAUCAGUAUAGUUGCCCCCUUAAUGCUCCUGUAAUCAGUUCGUAAAGACAUUCAUCUUCAUGCACUCACGAUUUUGGUCCACAAAUUCAGCAUCCUCUUUUAGGCACUUCUGAUCUGUCUUUUGACUCACCUGGACGUAUCUUCUGUGAUUGUCUGUUUGGUACAAGUGGGGCUUGUAAGUUUUUUGUCAUCGCCAAUUCAGUUGUGCAAAAUAAGACUGGAAAUCAUUUGUGUAUCUUGUGAUGUGCAACAUUUGUAAGCUCCUGAAGGGUCCUUUAUACAAACUUGUGUCACAAAGAUUCUGAUA
Messenger RNA from Setaria italica (foxtail millet), 1605 nucleotides. RefSeq names its product post-GPI attachment to proteins factor 3. NCBI's taxonomy places the organism in Eukaryota, Viridiplantae, Streptophyta, Magnoliopsida, Poales, Poaceae. Bases 168 to 1208 code for a protein of 346 amino acids. The transcript has 6 exons. The record is from RefSeq and is a predicted model, not a curated record. Gene Ontology annotation, biological process: GPI anchor biosynthetic process. Gene Ontology annotation, cellular component: endoplasmic reticulum membrane. Gene Ontology annotation, molecular function: hydrolase activity, acting on ester bonds.